AUGGCUCAUGUUCAACACCCCAACCUGGUGCGACUGAUUGCUGCUGUAGUGGACGCUGGUGUGGAGAGAGGUACUGACUCACCUCUGCUUGUUUUGGAGCUCUUGGAUACUGACGUCCGAUCCGCUUACAAAAGAAAAAUUGUCGAUUUCCAAAAGGAUGCUUUGUUAUCGAUAUUUCGAGAGGUGGCUUAUGCCCUUCACUACCUCCACGAGCAUCAAGAGCCCAUCAUCCACCGUGAUGUGAGUGCUCCCAACGUCCUCCUCCAGCAAAUACACCCAGGAGUUUGGAAGGCAAAACUAUCCGACUUUGGAUCAGCCAAUCUGGCUAAAAGCUGCAAGACAGCAGCUCCUGGUGCCAUUGUGUAUGCUGCCCCCGAAACCUUCCCACCAUCUAAUCUGGACGAUCCCCUUCCGAAACAAACUACAAAAAUUGAUGUGUACAGUUACGGCUACCUCCUAGCUGAGGCCAUUGCCAAGGAGAUGCCUUCCCCUGAGAACAGAAGAGCAAUACUAUUACGUAUCAAGAGUAAGUGGGAACAAGUGUACGAUAUCAUAGCAGCUUGCGUCGAGAGCCAACCAGACAAUAGACUAUCAAUGACCCAAGUACUUGAAAAACUCAAUAAGCUACCGUCUCAGUAAUUAUUGAUGGAUAUUUACAUGUUACCAAGAGUGCUAGAUCUGAUAUUUGUGUGAUUUUGUGUUGUUGUAUAAAUUAAUUAUUGUUAUGAUGAUCAUUACCAUUCCA
This is a messenger RNA of Halichondria panicea, 745 nucleotides long. RefSeq lists its product as uncharacterized. The transcript has a single exon. The coding region runs from base 1 to 639 and encodes 212 amino acids. The record is from RefSeq and is a predicted model, not a curated record. Gene Ontology annotation, molecular function: protein serine/threonine kinase activity; ATP binding. NCBI's taxonomy places the organism in Eukaryota, Metazoa, Porifera, Demospongiae, Suberitida, Halichondriidae. Gene Ontology annotation, biological process: protein phosphorylation.